GCACAAUAAACAAGACCUUUUUAGGGCUGUAAAUGCAGCUCAAUUGAAUUAGGAAAUAAUUACAAAAUAUUUAUUUUAAAAGCAUAAAGAGAUAAACUGUCAUUUGAAACCCAGUGCGGAUAUCCAAACAGACUACACUGAAAUCCUGUUUGAGAGAGAAUGAGUCUCCCAGCACACAACAGGAUGAAGAAGGCAUACUUCUAUGUACUCACCCCCCUGCCAAUCCACAAAAUAUUGAGGCUUGGCGCUGACAGACACGCUGUCACACAUAGGAGUGCAGAACCUCUCUCCAUUUUUUGGCACUCCCCCUCCUCCUCCCAGCAUCUUUAAUAAGACACAUGCUCCUGGGCUGGGCUGUUCACUCACACCAGCUUUUCCUGGCUUCUGCUGGUACGCACUACACACUCAUUACAGUCCUGCAUGGCUUCAUGGGUGGAAGAGCUGUGCCCUUUCUGCUCACACGUUCAUCAUCUCACCAUCUAUCUCCACACCUGAGCCCAGCACUGCACCCCCAAUUCCCUCUCAUCCUUACCCUCUGCGUUAUGGCUUGUGCCCUGGGUAUUUUUGGUUUUCCAGCUGUGUUACUCUCUGCCCAAGGAAGGGGCGUCCACAGUGGGCAGUAAACAGGUCCACCUGCCUCAUUGUGGUAAAAGGGGGCACUUCGUCACAUCCGUCUGCCUGCAGGGGGAGUGCCAGCACCGCUGGGCAACAAGGACUAUGCAGCUGGGACUGCUGGCACUGGUGCUGGCCUUCCUCAGCUCUAUGGGUUACAGCGACAGCCUUAGGAUCCCCAGAGGAAGGAGGCAGAGACACACAAGUACUGAAGUACCAGCAUCAUGCUCCAGCGGCUGUGAAAGCUGCUCUGAAUACAACGGAUGCACAAAAUGCCAACCACGACUUUUCAUCCUCUUGGAAAGAAAUGACAUCCGUCAGACGGGUGUGUGCCUUGUCACUUGUCCUGUUGGAUAUUAUGGCAUUCGAAAUCAGGAUGUGAACAGGUGCACACAAUGCAAAAUAGAAAACUGCUCUGAGUGUUUCAGUCGAACAUUUUGCUUAAAAUGUAAGGAGGGCUUAUAUUCAUACAGUGGCCGGUGUUACCACAGCUGCCCCGAAGGCUUCAUCACUAUCAACAGCACCAUGGAGUGCGUAGUGCGAUGUGAGAUGGGUGAAUGGAGUCCAUGGGGCCCUUGCAUGAAGAAAAACAAAACAUGUGGUUUCAGAAAGGGCAGCCAAAGCCGUAGAAGGGAGCCUACACAACCCCCUAGUCCAGCCACCAUCAGUGGGUCUGCAUCUCUUUCUACCUGCAUUUCUGAGACUGAGACGCAGAAAUGCAGCGUGCCGAAAAGGAUCCCCUGUGGAAAAAGAGACAAAGGGACAGCACCUAAGAACCAAGGAACAUUAAAUGGCAAAAACCGUGGUCGGGACUCAAAGGAAAGUAAUAAAGGGGGAGGUAAGAGGAGAAAGACCCAAAGUCCAGCUACUACUGCUCCAUCAAUGAUAACAAGCACCAUCAUUUGACUUGACAGUGGCAUAUGGUGGACUAAAAAAUGGAAAGAAGAUAGUCCACCCUGAAAGGCUGCUGAGUGUUACUUAAUUGUGACAUUAUCAGACUGAUGUUGAAAAGGAAUAAUAAUGCUGCUGCACAUUCAUGAAAAUGCUCAAAGGGAACUGGAGGAUUACUGCAAUAAGUAAUAAAAUGUGUACUGUUUUAUGUUAGACAUAGGGAAAAGAUGUUUGUUCAUGCAAUUGGAAGCACUUUGAAAGACUGACCUUAUGAAGGAUCAUUAUUUUGUCUAUAGUGUUUUGUGAGUGAAAUGCUUUGUAUGUCCUGUUGUCAUAUUUGGCUAAAGACUUCUUUACCCAAAUUAUGAAAGACACAUCAAAUGAACGCUUCAUUCAAUAAGCUGACUUAUCCACAUUUACAAUACAUUACCCUAUUGCUCUUUUCCAACUCUUACAUUGAUUCACUUUCUAGUGUUGCCUCUGCUUUAUUUUGUGAAAGGUACCAAUCAAAAGCAGGAACUGAUACACUUCUUCUCUUUAUAUUUCUGUUGUAUCAUGAAACCGAAACAAAU
Neoarius graeffei (lesser salmon catfish) is the source of this 2075-nucleotide messenger RNA. RefSeq names its product R-spondin 1 (gene rspo1). The record is from RefSeq and is a predicted model, not a curated record. Lineage: Eukaryota; Metazoa; Chordata; Actinopteri; Siluriformes; Ariidae. The coding region runs from base 718 to 1518 and encodes 266 amino acids. The transcript is spliced from 8 exons.